AGCAGGUUGCACUGCAGGAGCAUCAGGAGUAAUAAAGUGGAGGGUGGACGUGGCCCUCUCCUCUUUUCGCCUGCCUCCUCCGCAGUGCACUUGCAGUACUCCGGACAGGACGGUCUCCUGCACCUCCUCCUCCGGCUCGUCUUCACUCUAUGUGCUGGUGCGUUAGUGUGUAAGUAGUGGCGCUGCUGAGGAGGUGCACCUACACUUGCAACUGACUCCGGUCCAGAGGUCCCGGACAGACGCGCGAUGGUGCGGACUCAUUGAUAAAAUCCGUGCCGCUGGAAUUAAAAUGAGCACUUCUGCUGAGCGGCUCUCCUCAUACACAUAGCUCUGCUUUCUCUGCACAACACCUCUUUUAUGUGACUCCGGCUGACGAAUCAGGAUGACUUCUACCUUAUCGCUGGUCAUUUCAUGCGCUUUGGUGGCAGCGGUGCUGGCCUCCAAGACGGAGCGGGCUGUGCUUCUCUCCUGCGAAUCUCGCCAGUUCACCAGGAAUGGAGAAUGCUGCAUUGAGUGUCCACCUGGAGAGGGAGUGUUGAAGAAAUGCGGCGUUACUCAGACCGUCUGCACUCAGUGUUUGGACAGCGAGACCUUCUCUGAGAACUACAGUCAUACAGAGGAGUGCAAGACAUGCACUCAGUGCACCGGGUUGAUGCGGAUGGAGACGCCAUGCACCGACUCCAACGAUGCCAAAUGCAUUUGUAACUAUAACUAUUUCUUCAACACUGUAACUGGCCGUUGUGAGCAGUGUACGGUAUGCCCUUUGGGACAGGGCGUGUACUCCCACUGUGAUCACGAUCACGAUACGGUGUGUGAGGAAUGUGUCGACGAAACCUUCUCUGACGAGGAAAACUCCCUCGAACCCUGCCUGCCCUGCACCAUCUGUGAUGAAAACGAAACACAACAAGCUAAUUGCACGCCAACCAGUGACACUGUCUGCUACAAUCCUAGUUUACCUACCGAUGUCAUUCCUACCUCCGAUUUGGAUAUAUCUUCAUCCUCCCUCCCUGAUCCCUUCCUUCCUGAUGCCUCCUACAGCCCACUGCCAGGAGGAGAAACGACUACGUCCAGCGCCGGUUCUCCUCGCUUCCUCGGUCACGGCCUCAAUGAAAACCUCAUACCCAUCUACUGCUCUAUCCUGGCUGCCAUGGUGGUGGGUCUUGCCGCUUAUCUCAUCUUUAGGAGGUGGAAUAGCUGCAAACAGAACAAACAGGCAGCUAAUAACCGUGGAGCUACAAAUAACCAGAUGGUGACGCCGGAAGGAGAGAAGUUGCACAGUGACAGCGGGAUCUCAGUGGACAGUCAGAGUCUGCAGGAGCAGCAGCAGCAGCAGCAACAGCAGCAGGCCCAGGCUGAAGUCCAGCCUCAGCCUUCGCACUCUCAUACACAGGAACAGAUAGUGGUUAGGGUGGAUGGGGGUCCCCAGCCUGACUCGCCUCCCCCUGAAGUCUGAGGAGACGGAGGCCCAAGACAAGGAGAAGACAGUGGGGACUUAAACAGUGGACCAAAAGGAAGACAGGCGGCCACAGAAUGUAAAAACUGACUCUGAUUUAUAUCUGAAGCUGCCACAGAGCGACAUUUCGACUGAUAAGGACCUCCCAGCACCUUUGGGCCACACGCUGACUCUUCCUCCAUGCACAUACAGUGUGCCUGGACACAAUCUCUUUGGCAAUAUCAACCAAAAUCUGAACCCGUGUUACACAGAUAGGUAGAUAUUUGCCAGUGCAUCUUG
Pundamilia nyererei is the source of this 1732-nucleotide messenger RNA. It is a transcript of the gene ngfra, whose product is annotated as nerve growth factor receptor a (TNFR superfamily, member 16). NCBI's taxonomy places the organism in Eukaryota, Metazoa, Chordata, Actinopteri, Cichliformes, Cichlidae. The record is from RefSeq and is a predicted model, not a curated record. Gene Ontology annotation, cellular component: plasma membrane; cell surface. The transcript is spliced from 6 exons. Gene Ontology annotation, molecular function: coreceptor activity; nerve growth factor binding; death receptor activity. Bases 383 to 1453 code for a protein of 356 amino acids. Gene Ontology annotation, biological process: Rho protein signal transduction.